Messenger RNA from Musa acuminata AAA Group (dessert banana), 1274 nucleotides. RefSeq names its product WRKY transcription factor WRKY71. The transcript is spliced from 4 exons. Gene Ontology annotation, biological process: regulation of DNA-templated transcription. The record is from RefSeq and is a predicted model, not a curated record. The coding region runs from base 80 to 922 and encodes 280 amino acids. Gene Ontology annotation, molecular function: DNA-binding transcription factor activity; sequence-specific DNA binding. Lineage: Eukaryota; Viridiplantae; Streptophyta; Magnoliopsida; Zingiberales; Musaceae.
ACUUCUCAGACCUGUUAUCAUUCAUAGAAGCACAGGUUUAUUAGUUAGUCACCAGCUUACCUUGCCUCCUACUUUUAUUAUGGGGUCAAGUUGGUUGAAUUGCCCCUCUCUUAAUCUCGACCUCAACGUCGGCUUGCUCCCGUUUCCUGUCGAUUCUCCGAAAGCUGUUUCGGCCGUGGAAUCCAAGCAUGUCGACAAGAAGGUGUCGAUCAAAGAAGAGAAAGCUAUUAAGGCUCUUGAGGCGGAGCUCGUUCUGGCAACCGAAGAGAACAAGAAGCUGAGUGAAGUGCUCGCGGCCACGAUCGCCAGCUACAGCGCGGUUCGGAAACAGCUGAUCGAGCAGAUGAACACCCCUCCCCCCGAAGGAGGGUCUCGAUCUAACUCGCCGCCGGGAAAGAGGAAGAGCGAGAGCCUCGAUGCUAAUAUGGAGAGCACGUCGAGCGAAGGCUCCUGCAAGCGAGUUAGAGACGACUGUAAACCCAAGGUCUGGAAGCUCCAUGUCCGCUCCGACCCGUCUGAUACAAGCCUCGUCGUGAGAGAUGGGUAUCAAUGGAGGAAAUAUGGGCAGAAGGUGACCCGAGACAAUCCAUGCCCAAGAGCUUACUUCAGAUGCUCCUUCGCCCCUUCUUGCCCAGUUAAGAAGAAGGUGCAGAGGAGCGCGGAGGACACGUCGAUCUUAGUGGCGACGUACGAAGGCGAGCACAACCAUGACCUGCGUUCUCGGCCUGGAGCUCCCAGUCUGCGUCCCAAUACUGCAGCACCUGACCUCAAGUCAUCAGGAUCGCAACCGGAGAUGGAGUCGCAGGAGUUCCAGCGCAGUUUGGUGGAGCAUAUGGCUUUCUCGUUGUCGGAAGAUCCAGCCUUCAAGGCUGCACUGGCCACCGCCAUCUCCGGGAAAAUGCUUCCCCUGCGAACUAGCUAACUCUCUGCUCCUCGAGAUGACUGAGGUGAUGCCAAAAGUUUGGUUUCUGUUCUUAUCAGUUGAAGUAGACGAUCCACCAAUCCACAGACUGAGUUUGAUUCGGAAGAAGAAGUUCCGAGUUGGACACACCGAUCGAUCGAUCCCGAACGAAACUUCCUCUCGGAACAAAGGUCAAAAACACGUGCUGUUGACUUCUCGGUCAAUGAUGCCAGCCAAGGAAGUUUCGCAGUUGCUUAUCAAGGCGAUGUCGUUGUAAAUGCUUUAAAAAUUGUGUCGGUAUGAUAAUGGACAUCCAGCCAUUGAUUUGUGUAUGAUGAAUACGAAUGCGAAUACAAAUGUGAUACGCAAUGGA